This is a messenger RNA of Fusarium subglutinans, 1452 nucleotides long. RefSeq names its product ankyrin repeat PH and SEC7 domain protein. Gene Ontology annotation, molecular function: protein binding. The transcript has 6 exons. The record is from RefSeq and is a predicted model, not a curated record. The coding region runs from base 1 to 1452 and encodes 483 amino acids. NCBI's taxonomy places the organism in Eukaryota, Fungi, Ascomycota, Sordariomycetes, Hypocreales, Nectriaceae.
AUGGAGGUCCUUGGUGCCGUCGCCAGCUCCAUCGCCGUGGUGCAGGCUUUGGCAGCCGGGAAACAUGCCGUUUCUCUUUUUCGAGAAAUUCCGGACAUUCAGAAAGAAUUUGACUAUCUGAUGAAGGAGCUGGACAUGAUCAAAUCCAUGGCGCAAGCUGUCUCGAGAAUGGCUCCUACAGCACUGGAACAAGAUCUUAUCACCACUGCAGCGCGAAAACUCAAUGAGAUCACCGCAGAACUCGAAGCGCUACUACGGAUAUGUUCUCGAGAGAGUGGCCCAGACGGGAACAAGAGGAGCAAGAAAAGGAAGAGAAAGUGGCUUGUAGAGAAAAGCGACAUCAAGAAGCUUCAACAGAGGAUGGGCCAAUCCAAAGAAACUCUUCACUUUGCUCUGAACUCGUCUCGCGUAUCCAACGAUAUUCGUAUGCUCUUGGAGCAACCUUGGGCCAUCAACACGAUUGACGACACCGGCGAAUCUCCCCUUUACCUUGCAACUUCUCCGAACCAAGUCAGGUCCAUGGAAGUUCUCAUUUCAGCAGGAGCUGAUGUUAAUCAACAAUCGUAUAGGGGAUGGACACCUCUCACGGCCGCAGUCCGCGCAGAAAACGUCGAGGCUGUAAAGAUGCUGCUCAAGUCUAAAUCCAAUGUAAAUUUGUGCAAUGAGGCAGACGCGACAGCAUUGCAUUGGGCUUCGGACACAGUCAACCCCGAGGUCAUGAGCCUUUUGCUUGCGGCGGGAGCAUCUUCAAAGCAGCGAGAUGCCUUUGUCAUCAAGAUAGCGAACGAAGCAGCCAUUGAGGUGCUUCUCGUGGCAGGAUCUGACCUUGAAGCACUGAACAACUUCGGGGAUACACCUUUUCUUCAAUCAAUUACUUUCAAUGAAUUGGAAGUCGCCAGAGGUUUGUAUCUUUCUAUCCUAGACCUAUCCGGUAUCAAUCCAUGGCAGGAAGACUCAUUUGGCGACACCCCCUUUGAUUAUCUCGUCAUGAUUUCUGGUGAUCCGGACGAAUGGAUCCUGAGAGCUUGUCGUAGGCCAAGUCUUGCUGAGCAGAUAGCUUUUGUCGAGCUUUAUCAGGGCGUUCGAGAUCAAGCCCUACAGAACGAUCUUCAGAGUCUUGAGCGAGUCCUUAACGCAUUACAAGGUCAGGACAUUGCAAUCGCCCGAGAACAUCUACUAUUAUUGGCCGAAAAAGAGAAACGAUGGGAGCGUGAAAAUCUGGUUUCUUGGUAUCGAGCUGUUGACAAGCGGAUUCAGCACGCGGAAUGGGGUCUAGCAGCAGAAGAUUUAGAGGGUCACUUACUAGAUUUGCAAGAAGAACUCGCAACUCCGGUUUGGGAGAUUCCAUCGAAACACGGCUACUUAUGGGAAUUUGAUGAUGGAGGAUCAGUCAGUGAGGAUGGAUUUGAAAGUGAGGACGGAUCUGAAAACUCGGAUGAUUCCAACCAAUAG